Linum trigynum is the source of this 336-nucleotide messenger RNA. NCBI's taxonomy places the organism in Eukaryota, Viridiplantae, Streptophyta, Magnoliopsida, Malpighiales, Linaceae. The record is from the annotation of a GenBank genome assembly.
AUGGAAUGCCCCAGUCUCGCCAUUUUCUUGUUCCUCCUAGUCCUAGUAGCACCCACUAAUCAUCAUCAUCAUCCGCAUUUCUCCAUCGUCGUCGUCUCAUCAGCAGCAGCUGAUACUGAUAGUUUGAACCGCACCAGUUUCCCGACGGGAUUCGUCUUCGGAGCCGCCUCAAGCGCCUACCAGUAUGAAGGAGCAGCAAAUGUUGAUGGCAGGAGACCAAGCAUAUGGGACACUUUCACUAACAAAUACCCAGGAAGGAUAGAUGAUGGCAGCAACGGAGACAGAGGAGUGGAUUUCUAUUUUCGCUAUAAGCUGGAAGGAUCAGCGGGGGAGUGA